AUGAAUUCAACGACACAUCAAGCUGAACAAAUCGGCAGUUACAACAACAACAACAACAGCAACAAUAGCAACAACAGCAACAACAACAACAACAAUAAUAAUAAUAAUAAUAUUAAUAACCAUGCUACAAAUUCCAGAGGAAACAACUUCACAACUAGUGCUAAUGCUACUUCUAAUUAUCCUAAUAUGAUGAUGCUCUCUCAAAUAAGACGGAAUAAUGCCACAAUUAAGUCGCAGACUCCUAAUUUAGUAUUACGUGAAUUACAAUGUCAUCAUUCUUCCAUUAUAGAAUAUGGUCCUCAGCAUUUAACUCAUUUAUUAGAUCUGAAAAAUUUCCAAGAGUUUAAGAUUAAUAUCUUGAAUUUUCAAACUCAACCUCAAAUUAAUUCUAAAAUGAGAUUCUUAAUAUUCGAUUUCAUCUUUUAUAGUCAUACAAGAUUAAAUCUGUCUGCAUCCACUUUAUUUUUAGCUUUCGAUAUCUUAGAUAGAUACGCAUCUAAAUACAUAAUUAAAAGUUGUGACUAUCAACUAUUGGCCUUAACUGCUCUUUGGAUAAGUUCCAAAUUUUGGGAUGCUAAAAAUCGUUGCGCUACGUUAAAAGUUUUACAAAGUCUAUGUUGUAAUCAAUAUUCAGUAACGCAAUUUAAAAAGAUGGAGUUCCAUCUUUUAAAAGCGCUAAAUUGGUCUCUAUGCUCAUCACCUACUUUUGAUUCAUUCAUUGAUCUUCUAUUAUUCAUGGAAAAUAAUAUGGAUCCAGCAUCGUCUUCAAACACUAAUACAAUGAUUUCUGAAAUUAAAUCUUUGAAAUCAAGUAUAAAUGUCAACGAAGUUAAACUAGGCACACUAAUGUUAUGUGAAUUAAUAGCAUUUGAUGAAAAUUCAUCAUUUAAUUAUGAUAAUUAUUCAAUUGCCCAAACUGGAAUCAAAUUAAUUAUCUUGGCACUAAAUUAUCACGAUUCAAAUAAAUGGGAAAAUUUUAAUGAUCUUGAUAAUCAUCCUUCAGUAUUCAAUAACGACAUCGCUAAGUCUCUUUUGAAUUUAAUAACAAACGAAGACCAAUAUCCUUCAACCUUUAAAUUCAAAUAUCUAGGAGAUCAAACAUCACCACCGCAACAACAGCAAGGUCAAGCAGGUAAAGGUCACAAGAGAAAUCCAUCCGCUUUUACUAGAUUAAAGGUAAGUAAUAAAAUAUUACUAGCUUUAAAAAAAUAUCAAUACCAAUUACAAUUAGAUGAAUUCUAUCAAUCUCAAGAAUUCCAAUUGGCAUUAACCAAUUUUAAUGAUAUAAAUAUUCAAACUCCUUCAAUGGAUGAUUUUUGCAUUAACAACAUACCAAUCAACGAGUCAAAUUCUUCUUCUUUCUUUAUUGGAAGGAAAUUUAGUAAUGAUGGAAGGAAAUCUAUCGCUGCAUCUAUAUCAUCCUCCUCAUCGUUUGCGUCAUCGUCAUCGUUCACGUCUACGUCCUCAUCAUGUUUUUCUUCAGCAUCUUCACCAACUCCAAUGUCAUCACCUAAUAAAAUGAACUCCAAUCCAAUUCCUUCAGAAACCCCAUGCCCAAUUGCUCCAUCACCGCUAAGAAGACAAACAUUAACGAUCCCACACAUGUAUCCUCCAUCAAAUAUAUCUUCUUUACAACCAUUAACUCCAACAACGCCUUCAUUAUUUAUGACAACGAAUAAUACUAAGUUGAAGUUCCCCACAGCAAUGAUGAUGAAUGAUAAACAUGGACAUAUUUCCCAUCAUGAUAGAAGAAUAUCAUUACAAUUGAAAGGAGCAAGUAUAAGUAGUUCAAUUCCAUUCAUGAAGGGUCAUCGCAAGAGAUCUUCAUCAUCAAUGGACGUUGCUUUUAAUGAUGCGAACGAUUUCAAAGGUUAUAAACGUGUAUAUAGUCAAAAUAAUACAAGUAAGUAA
This is a messenger RNA of Naumovozyma dairenensis CBS 421, 1911 nucleotides long. It is a transcript of the gene CLN3, whose product is annotated as cyclin CLN3. The transcript has a single exon. Gene Ontology annotation, biological process: regulation of cyclin-dependent protein serine/threonine kinase activity; mitotic cell cycle phase transition. Lineage: Eukaryota; Fungi; Ascomycota; Saccharomycetes; Saccharomycetales; Saccharomycetaceae. Gene Ontology annotation, cellular component: cyclin-dependent protein kinase holoenzyme complex; centrosome; cytoplasm. The coding region runs from base 1 to 1911 and encodes 636 amino acids. Gene Ontology annotation, molecular function: cyclin-dependent protein serine/threonine kinase regulator activity. The record is from RefSeq and is a predicted model, not a curated record.